Messenger RNA from Symbiodinium natans, 954 nucleotides. NCBI's taxonomy places the organism in Eukaryota, Dinophyceae, Suessiales, Symbiodiniaceae. The record is from the annotation of a GenBank genome assembly.
AUGUCGCGCCAGCUCGUCGUCCGUGCCGCCGACGGGCUGUGGCAUCCGAUCUCCAUUCCCAUUCCCUGUACCCAGCUGCUGCUCUUCAGCCCCUCUCUGGCAGUGUUGAGCGGCACGGCCUUCCCCCACGGCCUCCCCGGUGGCGUCACCCGGGUCUUCCCCCUCUCUGUCGCUGAUCAUCAGGAGGCCGAGGCCUGGCAGGCAGCUUGCCACCAGAACCUGGAGCAGCAGCUCGGCCGCACAGUGGAUGGCUACGUCGGCCUCCGCCUCGAGCGGCCCUUGGGCAAGGCCCCGCUGGUGGUCCGGGAGCUUCCCGAGACCGUAGGCAGCAAAGUCUGGCGGGGUGCUUGGCUUCUCUGGAAGUCCCUGGUCGAGCUCCACGGUUUCAGCGGCGUGUCUCGUGUACUCGAGCUGGGCGCCGGCGUGGGCCUGGUGGGCUUGCUGCUUGCAGCCGACCAUGCGCUGGAGGUGGUGGUCUCUGAGACGCGGACGGCAUACGACGGAGCCGCCUUGACCUGGGACAAUCUGGUUUACAAUGUUCGGAUAAAUGCUGAGCCAAUCGCUGCUGGCGGUGGGCACGUGGAGGCCCUGGAAGUGGACUGGACGCACGGCUUGCAGGACCCUGCGCCAAGGUUUGACAUUGUGAUCGGGAGCGACAUACUCUACGAGCCUCACCUGUUUGAAGACCUGCUCGACGUCAUGCAACAAGCAGCUCCGCAGGCUGUGUUGGUGCAGAACGUGGCAAGAAAGGGCACCGAGUACUUCAAAGAUUUGUGCCGCAAUAGAAAUAUAGGGCUUCGCGCCGUGGAUGUCUCAGCCAUCGAUGCGAAUGAACAGUGGAUUACUGAAGGCGUUGCUGACGCAGUCGAUGGCGUCUACGAAUGCUGGUUCUUGGACUUUAGUCAGGCGCGCGGAAGAGAAAAUGGUGCCCCAAGCUUCAGUGGGGCCAGCUAA